AUUUGCAACGUUUCCUACAGACAUUCGGAUUCUUCACCUGAUUUUCCCACUUAUUCUUUGCUUCUUUUUUCUUUAAAAUUCACAUUUUCGCAUUAAAUCCUAGAAAAAAAAAGAAAAGAAAAUUAGUAAUAAUCUCUAGUUUGUGGUUCCUCCGAAGUUUCAGAGUAAUUUCGUGUGGAAUUAUUUAGACUGAGGCAGCUAGACUGGGUUUGAGGGCUUUUUCUUUUCUUCCCAAGCAUUUAGGGAUGGCACUAGACCCCGACCAAACUUCGGUGGACUCUAUUACCCUAUUUGUGGCACUUCUCUGCUCCUGCAUUGUGAUUGGUCAUCUUCUGGAGAAAAACCGAUGGUUUAAUGAGUCAAUAACUGCCCUUGCCAUUGGGCUUUGUAGCGGAAUUAUCAUUCUGUUGACCACUGAAGGAAAGAGAUCACACAUUCUAGUAUUUAAUGAAGAGCUGUUUUUUAUAUAUCUUCUGCCUCCCAUCAUAUUCAAUGCCGGAUUCCAGGUAAAAAAGAAGCAAUUUUUCCGUAACUUUGCGAUGAUAAUUUUGUUUGGUGCUGUUGGAACUUUGAUAUCAUUUGUCAUCGUAUCCAUAGGUACCAUGCAGUUAUUUAAGAAGUUAGAUAUUGGUUUCCUGGACAUCGGAGAUUAUCUUGCAAUUGGAGCAAUCUUUUCGGCCACAGAUUCUGUUUGCACUUUGCAGGUGCUUAAUCAGGAUGAGACACCUCUUCUGUACAGUAUAGUCUUCGGUGAAGGUGUGGUAAAUGAUGCCACGUCAAUUGUACUUUUCAAUGCAAUUCAGAAAUUUGACCUCUCUCACAUCACCUCAAGAAUUUUUAUCGAAUUCAUUGGGAACUUCUUAUACUUCUUUAUUACAAGCACAUUGCUUGGAGUAGGGGUUGGACUAAUAAGUGCGUACAUCAUAAAAAAAUUGUAUAUUGGCAGGCACUCUACCGAUCGUGAAGUUGCUCUCAUGAUUCUCAUGGCUUACCUCUCAUAUAUGAUGGCUGAAUUGUUCAAUUUGAGCAGCAUUCUUACAGUGUUCUUUUGUGGCAUUGUUAUGUCACACUACACCUGGCAUAAUGUGACUGAAAGUUCAAGAAUCACCACCAAGCAUGCUUUUGCAACAUUAUCAUUCAUAUCAGAGAUUUUUAUCUUUCUGUAUGUUGGUAUGGAUGCUUUGGAUAUAGAGAAGUGGAAAAUUGUUAGCAAAAGUCCUGGAACAUCUGCCGGGGUGAGCUCAAUACUUCUUGGCUUAGUUCUAGUUGGAAGGGCAGCUUCUGUAUUCCCUCUAUCUUUUAUAUCCAAUUUAUUCAAAAGGUCUGAGAGUGACAAAUUUACUUUGAAGCAACAGGUUACAAUAUGGUGGGCAGGGCUCAUGCGAGGUUCUGUGUCUGUGGCACUUGCUUAUAAUCAGUUUACUAGAUCGGGGCAUACACAAUUGCGUGGAAAUUCCAUAAUGAUAACCAGCACCAUCACUGUUGUUCUUUUCAGUACUGUGGUGUUUGGAUUAAUGACAAAGCCUCUAAUAAGGCUGCUGCUACCAAGCAAGCACCUUUGCGGAGGUGUGUCCUCUGGAUCUUUUAAUUCUUUUCCCUCAAAGCUGAUGACAGAUCUGCCACUUAUCGCCAAUGGGGAUGCUGAAGUGGGCGGCAAUAAUAUUCCCCGUCCAACCAGCCUACGUAUGCUCUUAGCCACACCAACUAGAACCGUCCACUACUACUGGCGGAAGUUUGAUGAUAGUGUCAUGCGUCCCAUGUUUGGUGGGAGAGGUUUCAUGCCACAUGUUCCUGGUUCACCAACAGAACCACUUCUUCACUGAUGACACUUACCAUACACUGAAUGAGUUUUCCACUAAUAAAAUAUAUCUGGGGAUUUAAGGAUCGGCCUUAUGUGUGAGUGUAUAUAUAUGGGAUAAAAUCAACAUGGCUGGUGUAAAUAUUAGUAUAUUACUGAUUAGAGACGUAAAAGAGUAGUGGAAGAGAUGAGUAGGGAGAUGAUGGUACAUUUUGUACUGGUUCCGGAUUCAGAAUUAGGGAUUAAGGUAGCUUUAUGAUGUUUCAACUCAAAACUUACUAGGAAUAUGUUCAUUCUUUUUCUACCCAGACAGACAGGAAAAUGUAAACCAUUCAAUGUUCUGCAUAUAAACUAUAACAAACUACUUCCAUACUUCUAAAA
This is a messenger RNA of Gossypium raimondii (Peruvian cotton), 2179 nucleotides long. RefSeq names its product sodium/hydrogen exchanger 1. Gene Ontology annotation, cellular component: membrane. The record is from RefSeq and is a predicted model, not a curated record. The transcript is spliced from 15 exons. Gene Ontology annotation, molecular function: sodium:proton antiporter activity. NCBI's taxonomy places the organism in Eukaryota, Viridiplantae, Streptophyta, Magnoliopsida, Malvales, Malvaceae. The coding region runs from base 246 to 1823 and encodes 525 amino acids. Gene Ontology annotation, biological process: sodium ion transport; regulation of pH; proton transmembrane transport.